AUGAAAGAGAAAACUAAGAGAAGAGAGAGGCCAAGAGGGGAAAGCAGGGAUAAAGGGAAGACCGAGCUUGGCAUGUGGUUAUGUGAUGCUUAUUUCAGCUUUUUGAUCCUUUGCAUUGCUGCGUCUAGUUUUGGCAUUGGACAUGGCCAAAAGGUUUUUAAUGUGGUUGAUUUUGGUGCCAUAGGAGAUGGCCAGAUUGAUGAUACCAAUGGGAUUUCUCAAGUAUCUCAUUAUUGUCACUUAACUAUCGAUUAUGUGCAUGCUCAGGCGUUUCUAUCUGCAUGGCAAGCUUUGUGUGGAGAUGAUGCAGCUCAGGGUACACCUUUCCUUCAGAUUCCUGAAGGGAAAACAUUUUUACUGCAGCCUGUGAAAUUCCAGGGUCCUUGCAAGGCUGUCUUUGUUCAUGUCCAGGUUCAAGGGAAAAUCAUCGCUCCCAACACCAUUGAGGAAUGGAAUAACUGUCAAGCAGAUUACUGGAUAGGCUUUGUAGGCGUAGCCAAUCUCAAUAUGUAUGGAUCAGGACUCAUUGAUGGCCAGGGUUCGGUUUGGUGGAUGUGUGCUAUGCAAGCCAACAGCUUAAAUGCUCUGAACUUCGAGAAAUGUGAUGAUCUUCAGCUUAGUGGUCUAACUCAUGUUGACAGCCCAAAAGGCCAUAUAGGAAUCACUGAUUGCAAUGGUGUCCUUAUCUCUAAUCUUAAUAUCGCUGCACCUGAAAACAGCCCCAACACGGAUGGAAUCGACAUGGCUAGAUCGACCAAUGUUCAUAUUCAAGAUUCUAUGAUAGCAACUGGUGAUGACUGUGUUGCUAUCAAUGGUGGCUGCUCUUAUAUCAACAUCACCAACAUUGCCUGUGGACCAGGCCAUGGCAUUAGCGUUGGAAGUUUAGGAAAGGAUGGACAGUAUGAUACAGUGGAAGAGGUGCAUGUUCGGAACUGUAGCUUCACCGGGACUCAAAACGCGGCAAGAAUCAAGACAUGGCAGGGAGGAUCCGGGUAUGCAAGGAAGAUUUCCUAUGAGCAAAUCACGCUUGUAGCAUCUAAAAAUCCUAUCGUAAUUGAUCAGUAUUACUGUGAUGGUGUAAAUAAUUGCAGAAACUCGUCGACAGCACUGCAAGUGAGCGACGUGAAGUACAGUGGCUUCCAAGGAACAUCUGUAGAUGAAGAAGCAAUCAGAUUGGACUGCAGUGACAGAGGUUGUAUCAACAUUGUAAUGAACAAUAUCAACAUAACCUCAUUGGAUCCAGGAAAAACUACUUAUGCCUAUUGCGAACACACUAGUGGAACAUCUUGGUUUACUACACCGAAUGUGCCCUGCCUAUCAGCAUCAGGAUACUGACUGGAGAGAGCUUAACUGUUUUUCUUUAGGGAUUUUUACUGAACAUACCACAGACCAUUACAGUCAUGGUGAUCCAACCAGACAUCUUGUGCCAAGCUAUUUCUUGUAGGUGCCUGAUGGCUGCGUAUGUUGACCUUUUCUGACACAUUCUCCUCUUGGCAUUGUUAGCCCUUCUUCCUUUUUACCUUCAUCCCCUUCUGUUGUCUGAUAUCUCAGGUUUUGGUCACCUCAAGGUUUUUCUACAAGGAAUUUGGAAGGUUUUUUUUUUUUU
Populus euphratica (Euphrates poplar) is the source of this 1606-nucleotide messenger RNA. RefSeq names its product probable polygalacturonase At3g15720. Bases 1 to 1335 code for a protein of 444 amino acids. Gene Ontology annotation, molecular function: polygalacturonase activity. Gene Ontology annotation, biological process: carbohydrate metabolic process. The record is from RefSeq and is a predicted model, not a curated record. NCBI's taxonomy places the organism in Eukaryota, Viridiplantae, Streptophyta, Magnoliopsida, Malpighiales, Salicaceae. The transcript has 9 exons.